This is a messenger RNA of Contarinia nasturtii (swede midge), 2244 nucleotides long. Its product is annotated as putative fatty acyl-CoA reductase CG5065. Gene Ontology annotation, cellular component: peroxisome. Gene Ontology annotation, biological process: long-chain fatty-acyl-CoA metabolic process. The coding region runs from base 471 to 2060 and encodes 529 amino acids. Lineage: Eukaryota; Metazoa; Arthropoda; Insecta; Diptera; Cecidomyiidae. Gene Ontology annotation, molecular function: alcohol-forming very long-chain fatty acyl-CoA reductase (NADP+) activity. The transcript has 11 exons. The record is from RefSeq and is a predicted model, not a curated record.
AAGUUAUUUAUAAAAAGUGUUCAAAUUCAAAAAUUCACAUUAAAAUCGCACAUUGAAAACACAAAUUGAUACAAAAAGUGAAAGUUUAAUUACGAAUUAAUAUAUAUAGAGAUUUGCAUUUGGUCGACUGAUUUUGUGGAGUAAAAUCAAUUGGGCAAAUUGACCACAUUACGCAGCACCAAAGCCGAUUGGAAUGUUUUUGAAAAAAAAAAUGCCUUAAAAAUUCGCACACACACAACUCAUGCACAAAAGAAGGCAAUCAAAUAAAACAACGUAUGAAGAAAUCGCUCAAAAUACUUGUUGUUUUGCGCAAUUUCAACAACUAAAUUCAACCGAAUGCAUUAUAAAUGAAAUUAAAUGUAUUUAGAAGUCAAGUGGCACGCAUAAAUAACAACAUUGUCUGACAGACAUUUAAAUCAUCGUGAAAUUAUAAAAUUAAAUAGCAACGCAAACGACGAAACAAUAAAAAUAUGGAACACACAGCCAAAGUGGAAGCUCUCGAUAGCGUUGAGGAAGAUCGUGUACGAAAAAUGUAUGCAAAUCGCAGCAUUCUUAUAACAGGUGGAACUGGAUUCUUGGGCAAAGUUUUAAUUGAAAAAUUUUUGAGAACUUGUCCAGAAAUAGAAAAAAUUUAUUUGCUUGUUCGACCAAAGAGAGGCAAACAGCCGGCUGACCGCUUGGCUGAUAUUUUUAGCAAUGUGUUAUUUGACGGAUUGAAAGAAACUCGAGGACUGGACACGAUCGUUAAUCAAUGUCAUGUGAUUUCCGGUGAUUGUUCGUUACCUGAUUUGGGCAUCUCGGAUGACGAUCGAAAAUUGUUAGCUGAAAAUGUUUCAAUUGUUUAUCAUUGUGCUGCCACCGUUCGUUUCGACGAAACAUUGAAGCGUGCUGUUUUGCUGAAUACCCGUGGCACCAAACUGAUGCUCGAACUGAGUAAAACAUUCAAGAAAUUGGCGCUAUUUUGCUAUGUAUCGACAUCAUACUGUCACUUGAAUGAAAGAUUACUCAUGGAAAAACCAUAUCCAGCACCAGCUGAUCCACAUCGAAUCAUUAAAUCGAUUGAAUGGCUUGACGAGGAUAUUGUGCAUACGAUGACCAAACAAAUUUUGGGCGGAUUUCCAAAUACAUAUGCGUUCACAAAGUGUUUAUCGGAAGCAUUGGUUGUCGAACAAAUGAAUGAAAUGCCAGCUGUUAUAAUGCGUCCGUCAAUUGUAAUUCCGAUUCGAUAUGAACCGAUCCCAGGUUGGACCGAUAAUAUUAACGGACCCACUGGUUUGCUUAUUGGCGCUGGUAAAGGUGUACUUCGUUCGAUGUAUUGCAAUUCAAGCAGUUAUGGUGACUAUUUGCCGGUUGAUUAUGCCGUUAACGGAAUUAUGGUUUCGUCAUGGAAUUUCGUCUACAACAAAGAUUACGAUCGACGUGUUUAUCAUUUGGUGAGUUCAGCCGAAAUCAAAGUGUCUUGGAAAGAAUUGAUUGAUUGUGGUCGUUGGAUAAUUUGUAACAAAUUGCCACUAAAUGGCGUUGUUUGGUAUCCAGGCGGUUCAAUGAAGAGUAAUCGCUUGCAUCAUAACAUCUGUUGUAUACUAUUCCAUUGGAUUCCAGCUAUUUUGAUCGAUUGCUUAUUGUUCUGUCUUCGAUAUCCGCCUGUACUGUGCCGGGUUCAACGAAGAAUCCAAAAAGGUUUCGAUGUAUUCGAAUACUAUGCAAACAAUCAAUGGGACUUUGACAACAGCAAUGUACUGUAUAUGCGUACAAUAAUUAAUGAAAUCGAAGCAAAACGCUACGCUAUUGAGGAUAAACAAAUUGAUAUGUACGAAUAUUUUGAGCACUGCAUUCAUGCCGCCAGAUUGUACAUUUUGAAGGAGAGCGAUGAGACAAUUCCAGCUGCAAGACGUCACAUGAAAGUAAUGUACUGUGUCGAUCGAUUCGUUCGAAUUUUGAUGCUUGGCCUAUUUAUUUACUAUGUGGGUGGAGCAAUAUUUGGUUCAUUUUUCUCCACCAGUUCAGUGUUGAUAGCCGAUUCAAUUGUUGACACAUUGGACGCAAAUAUAUCGGCAUAAUAUUGGUAGCUCAUAAGAUUUCUUUGUUACUAUUACUAGCUACUUUUACUCGCAGCGCAUGGCUGACGCUCUACUAUAAUCAACACACCUUUAACAACAAUUCUUUUGCGGGGCAACCAGAAAUAGACACCAUUUUUAGUGCAAUCGACAAUUUAAUCAACAUAAUUACUAUUUUAUAUGAAAU